Triticum turgidum subsp. durum (durum wheat) is the source of this 996-nucleotide messenger RNA. The record is from the annotation of a GenBank genome assembly. Lineage: Eukaryota; Viridiplantae; Streptophyta; Magnoliopsida; Poales; Poaceae.
AUGGAGCGCUCGGCGGCGGGCGCCUCGUACCAGCGCUUCCCACGCGUGCGGAUCCGCGAGCUCAAGGACGAGUACGCCAAGUUCGAGCUCAAGGACACCGACGCGAGCAUGGCCAACGCCCUCCGCCGCGUCAUGAUCGCCGAGGUCCCCACCGUCGCCAUCGACCUCGUCGAGAUCGAGAGCAACUCCUCCGUCCUCAACGACGAGUUCCUCGCGCACCGCCUCGGCCUCAUCCCGCUCACCUCCUCCGCCGCCAUGUCCAUGCGCUUCUCCCGCGACUGCGACGCCUGCGACGGGGACGGCUCCUGCGAGUACUGCUCCGUCGAGUUCCACCUCGCCGCCCGCGCCACCGACUCCGGCCAGACGCUCGAGGUCACCUCCACCAAGGACCUCCGCUCCACCGACCCCAAGGUCUGCCCUGUCGACCAGCAAAGGGAGUACCAGCAGGCCCUCGGCAACGUCGACGCCUACGAGCCCGAUGCUGCCGGUGACCACAGGGGCAUAUUAAUUGUAAAGCUGCGCCGUGGGCAAGAGCUGCGUCUUCGAGCAAUUGCCAGGAAGGGGAUUGGAAAGGACCAUGCCAAAUGGUCUCCAGCUGCUACUGUGACCUUCAUGUAUGAGCCUGACAUAUGUAUUAACCAAGAACUCAUGGAGACACUUACACUUGAGGAAAAACAAAGCUGGGUGGAGAGCAGCCCUACAAAAGUAUUUGACAUCGAUCCUGUCACCCAACAGGUGACGAUUGUGGACCCAGAGGCCUACACGUAUGACGAUGAGGUGAUCAAGAAAGCAGAGGCCAUGGGGAAGCCAGGAUUGGUAGAGAUCAACGCCAAGGAGGACAGCUUUGUGUUCACUGUGGAGACAACGGGCGCCAUCACAGCCUAUGAGCUGAUUAUGAACGCUAUCACAGUCCUGAGGCAGAAGCUGGACGCUGUCCGCCUGCAAGACGAUGACGGCGAUCUUGGUGAGCUCGGCGCCCACCUUAUCGGAGGCUAA